GCAAUCUCCUAUUCCAGCUGCUUGGGGGUCCGAGCGCCCCAAGUUUGGCCAUGGAGCACUGCCCAUUGAGCCUGGGCCCAGUUCUCUCUCCAGCCAUCAAGAUGCUCACAGCCUCCUUGCUCCUGCUUGGCUUCCUUAGCACCACCAUGGCUCAGCCAGAGCUGAAGCCCCCAAUUCUCACUGGCAAAUAUCAUCAUGUUGACCGAGCCACUGGCCAGGUGUUAACCUGUGACAAGUGUCCAGCAGGGACCUAUGUUUCUAAGCACUGUACCAACACAAGCCUGCGAGUCUGCGAUAGCUGCCCUGUGGGAACCUUUACCAGGCACGAGAAUGGCAUAGAGAAAUGCCAUGACUGUACUCAACCAUGCCCAUGGCCAAUGGUUGAAAAAUUACCUUGUGCUGCCUUGACUGACCGAGAAUGCACUUGUCCACCUGGCAUGUUCCAGUCUAAUGGUACUUGUGUACCCCACACACUGUGUCCUGUAGGAUGGGGUAUGCGGAAGAAAGGGACAGAGUUUGAGGACGUGCGGUGUAAGCAGUGUGCUCGGGGGACCUUCUCUGAUGUGCCUUCUAGUGUAAUGAAAUGUAAAGUGUACACAGACUGUGUGAGUCAGAACCUGACAGUGAUCAAACCGGGAACCAAGGAGACAGACAACGUCUGUGGCACCCUCCCAUCUUUCUCCAGCACCACCCCACAACCCCCUGGCACAACCAUCUUUUCACACCCUGAGCACAUGGAAUCCCAUGAAGUUCCUUCCUCACCUUACGUUCCCAAAGGCAUGAACUCAACAGAAUCCAACUCUUCUGCCUCUGUUAGACCAAAGGUACCCAGUGACAUCCAGGAAGGGACAGUCCCUGACAAUGCAAGCUCAGCGAGUGGGGAGGAAAAUGUGAACAAGACCUUCCCAAAGCCCCAGAUACUCAACCACCAGCAAGGUCCUCACCACAGACACAUUCUGAAGCUGCUGCCGUCCAUGGAGGCCACUGCAGGGGAGAAAUCCAGCACUCCUAUCAAAGGUCCCAAGAGGAGCCCUCCAAGACAGAAUGUCCACAAGCAUUUUGACAUCAAUGAGCAUUUGCCCUGGAUGAUUGUGCUUUUCCUGCUGUUGGUGCUGGUGGUGAUAGUGAUAUGCAGUGUCCGGAAAAGCUCAAGGACUCUGAAAAAGGGGCCCAGGCAGGAUCCCAGCGCCAUUGUGGAAAAGGCAGGGUUGAAGAAAUCUGUGGCCCAAACCCAGAACCGAGAGAAGUGGGUGUACUACUGCAACGGCCAUGGUAUCGACAUCCUGAAGCUCGUAGCAGCCCAAGUGGGAAGCCAGUGGAAAGACAUCUAUCAGUUUCUGUGCAAUGCCAGUGAGAGGGAGGUGGCAGCUUUCUCGAAUGGGUACACAGCAGACCACGAACGGGCCUAUGCGGCUCUGCAGCACUGGACCAUCAGGGGACCCGAGGCCAGCCUCGCCCAGUUAAUCAGUGCCCUGCGCCAGCACAGGCGCAAUGAUGUCGUGGAGAAAAUUCGUGGAUUGAUGGAAGAUACAACCCAGCUGGAGACUGACAAACUGGCUCUCCCUAUGAGCCCUGGUCCACUCAGUCCGAGUCCCAUUCCCAGCCCCAACACCAAACUUGAGAAUUCCACUCUGCUGACUGUGGAGCCAUCUCCGCUAGAGAAGAGCAAGGGCUUCUUUGUGGAUGAAUCAGAGCCCCUUCUUCGCUGUGACUCCACCUCCAGUGGCUCCUCUGCACUGAGUAGAACUGGCUCCUUUAUUACCAAAGAAAAGAAGGACACAGUGUUGCGGCAAGUACGCCUGGAUCCCUGCGACUUGCAGCCUAUUUUUGAUGACAUGCUCCACAUUCUGAAUCCCGAGGAGCUGCGUGUGAUUGAAGAGAUUCCUCAGGCUGAGGACAAGCUGGAUCGACUGUUUGAGAUCAUUGGAGUCAAGAGCCAGGAAGCUAGCCAGACCCUCCUGGACUCUGUUUAUAGUCAUCUUCCUGACCUAUUGUAGACCACAAAGGAUAUCGCACUCCGGAAUACUCAAUUAUAGUGGCAGGGUGGCUUGUUUUGUCUUUUUAGUUUUGUUGUGUGUGUUGUUUUUUUUUUUUUUUUAUUUCCCUGUGUGUGAACACUCAUGUGAGUGAGCGUAUGCGUGUUUAACUGAAUAUAUGGCCAGUGUUUUGAGUUACUUUUUCUUUUUCUUU
Messenger RNA from Suncus etruscus (white-toothed pygmy shrew), 2190 nucleotides. It is a transcript of the gene TNFRSF21, whose product is annotated as TNF receptor superfamily member 21. Gene Ontology annotation, molecular function: protein binding. The coding region runs from base 51 to 1997 and encodes 648 amino acids. The record is from RefSeq and is a predicted model, not a curated record. The transcript has 6 exons. Lineage: Eukaryota; Metazoa; Chordata; Mammalia; Eulipotyphla; Soricidae. Gene Ontology annotation, biological process: oligodendrocyte apoptotic process; negative regulation of myelination; neuron apoptotic process.